AGGAAGUGCGCUGCCAGAGGAGCGCAGGUUGUGGAGCAGGAGGGGCAGUCGCGUCUGUGAGGAGACCCUCUUGAGUCAUUCCCAGGGGGAGUCCAGGAUCUAAAGCCAGGAAGCAGGAAUGCCUUACAUACUGAUCAGUACGCAGAUCCGACUGGAAAGUGGCCCAACAAAUGUAGGAGAUGAAUUUUCGGAUCCAGCUGUCAUGAAUUACCUGGGAGCGAGAAAAACAACCAUGCUGGGGAACAACUUUUCUGAGUACCAUGUGGACGACCCGCCUCGUUUGGUGCUGGACAAGCUGGAGAAGAUUGGCUUCCGUGUGCUGUCAAUGACAGGGGUGGGACAGACGCUGGUGUGGUGUCUCCACAAGGAGACGGAGUGACUGAUCGUGAAGCAACAGCAUCAAAACACCUUUUGUCUUUAAAAACAAAAUGAAUUUUGCACAAAGCUUUUAAUAUCUGUAACUUGUUAUGGCAUGGACCUUAAAGAAAAGUUUAGGGUUCAGAUUUCAGACUGAAAAUGUCAGGUUGCCAAGUUCAGAGAAUAUUAAGACGCAUCCUCUGCUGGGGAGUUGUUUAUGACUCAAUACGGCUUCAUUCUGAUAUAAAUAAAACUAUUUGUACCUAUAGAUCUUUUUUUAAAUAAUUUUUUUUUCAUCAUUUUAAACAUUGAUGAUUAAUUUAUGACAAAUCAUUUGUUUAGCUUUGUCCCACAGAAUAAAAUGUACUAAAAUUGGAAAAGUAUUUCAGCCAUCUAUGUUGUAAACUGGU
Molecule: messenger RNA, 767 nt
Organism: Nematolebias whitei (Rio pearlfish)
Lineage: Eukaryota; Metazoa; Chordata; Actinopteri; Cyprinodontiformes; Rivulidae
Gene: gchfr
Product: GTP cyclohydrolase I feedback regulator
Exons: 3
Coding region: 119-379 (86 amino acids)
Biological process (GO): negative regulation of biosynthetic process
Cellular component (GO): cytoplasm; nucleus
Molecular function (GO): GTP cyclohydrolase binding
Source: RefSeq, a predicted model, not a curated record